GAGGUUCCUUGGCCAGCUAUCUCCAGGGGCAAGAAUCCACUGAGCUCACUACCCCAAGGGUUCGCGAUUGGGGUCCUGCUGAAGGAAUGGCCACGGGAAGAUGCCCUGGCAGUCCCUGCCAGCUCAGAAUCUGGAGCUCGGAGGUUUGCAUAAGGCCUGGCAAGAGCAGAGGAUGCCAGCGAUAGGCUGCGGAGGAAUCAGCGGAAGCAGGGAAGUGUUGAUCUUAAGGAACCAAACUGCCCCUGCGCAGAGGCCUGGGGGGGCUCUGUACCUGGGGAGCUUCUUAUCCGCCGGCCCCUGAGGCUCCUGACUCUGGUCCGCGCACCUCCAGGCAGGUGGGCCCAGUUCCUCCGACUCCUGCUCUGUGGCCCCGCCCCUGCCUGCCCCCAGAGGCAGAGGGCUUCUCCCCGCUCUGGCUCUGCCCCUUAUUCAACCCCCUCGCACCCUCACACCUGGGUUCGCUGGUCCCUGCAGCCCCUGCCAAGGCUCACUGGCCCCGCCCCCAGGAUCACCGGCCUCACCCCACUCGGGAGCCAGUCCACUUAAGGAGGCUGAACACCUGGGAGGUUCCCUGUGUGCCUCGAGGCCUGCCCUGGGCACAGCCUUGCAAUGGAAGCAGAAGCUUCUCCGCCCCUUGGGUCGCCCCCAUGCUGCCUGUGUUUCCGGAGGCCUGGCAUCUACGAGGAUGAGAAUGGAAGGACCUGGGUGACUGUGGCCUUGCGGAUCAGUCCCUCCCACAGAGCUUGGGGCAGGGGCUCCCCUGGCAGCACAGUGAGUCGCUCUGGGUGUGGGAUUCUAAAAGCAUGCCCAUCGACCUCUGGUCUGGGCAGCCCACCAGCCGGGCCAGGGGAUCCAGGACCCUGGUUGUGUGUGUGCAGCUCAACCAUCCCUGAUGUGCCCCCUCCUCUCUGGUCCCUUCAGCAUGAAAUCAUCGUCACAGUCCACGUGUGGCAGAUACCAGUGCACCCCCAGAUGCCCAGGUCCCCCAGCCAUCUGCUCGUGCUCGGGCUGCCCCCCAAGUGGGAGCUCUACCCCGGGCGAAGGUACCAAGCAACGGAUUCAAGACUCUGGGAAAUAGUGGACCAUGGCCAGGAAAGUGCAUGGUGGCCCAGGUGAGGGGGAUGGGCAUUAAGUAGUGACCGUAGGUGUGCAAAGUGGGGCAAAGGAUGGGAGGGAUCCCUUCCCCGGGCCCCUAAAUCCACAAACCCGGGUUCCCAUCUGCUUCAUUUGGAUAGAAGAGCAUCUCCCAG
Molecule: messenger RNA, 1250 nt
Organism: Delphinapterus leucas (beluga whale)
Lineage: Eukaryota; Metazoa; Chordata; Mammalia; Artiodactyla; Monodontidae
Source: RefSeq, a predicted model, not a curated record